AUGGCGCGGGCGAAAGGGCUCCACUCUGUUACCUGGGAGUAUAUCAAAAUAAACUUACCCGCGAAAAACAAACCGGAAACAACAACCUAUUUGUCAGGUGACGCUGGCUGGACCGAUCCGUCGAUCCGCCGAAAAAAGCCCACCACCGAAACGCGGUUAUCAUCGGGUGGGGCGAACCUUGGGAAAUCUGAGGAAAUCGAAUCGGACGAUGGUGAAAUCUUCCUUUCUCACUCCCCUUCCUGUCCGUUUGACCUCUCCAAGCCCUCCUGGGAGCUCAAAUUCUGCAUCCCCAUGGCUUCUACCACGAAACCUGUCAUCCCGCCGGUGGCGCUGGACACGAUUACCCAGCACAUCGGCAACACCCCUCUGGUGCGACUAAACCGCCUGCCUCGCAGCCUGGGGAUCGAGGCCACUGUCUAUGCGAAGCUGGAAUACUUCAAUGCUGGUGGUAGUGUCAAGGACCGUAUUGCGCUCCGUAUGAUUGAGGAGGCUGAGCGAUCGGGCCGCAUCAAGCCUGGUGAUACUCUGAUUGAGCCCACCAGUGGCAACACUGGUAUUGGACUGGCUCUAGUUGGCGCUGUCAAGGGCUACAAGACCAUCAUCACGCUCCCAGAGAAGAUGUCGGCAGAGAAGGUUGCCGUCCUCCGUGCCCUGAAUGCGACCAUCAUCCGUACUCCCAACGAAGCUGCCUAUGACUCCCCCGAGUCUCACAUUGGUGUCGCGAAACGUCUGCAGAAGGAGUUGCCCAAUGCCCACAUCCUGGAUCAGUACGGCAACGAGAAUAACCCUAACGCCCACGAGUUUGGAACCGCUCAAGAAAUCUGGACCCAGACCAAUGGCGAGAUUAAUGCCAUCGUGGCCGGUGCAGGCACUGGAGGUACAAUUACCGGUAUUGCCCGUGGCCUCAAGAAACACAACCCCAAUGUGGAAGUGAUCGCGGCCGACCCCCAUGGCUCCAUCCUCGCCUUGCCCGAGUCGUUGAAUGAGGCCCACGUCAAUGAGCCCUACAAGGUCGAGGGUAUUGGUUAUGAUUUCAUUCCCGAUGUGCUGGACCAGAAGAUUGUGGACCGUUGGUAUAAGACUGCCGACAAGGAAUCUUUCCAGUACUCGCGUCGUCUGAUCGCUGAGGAAGGUCUUCUUGUUGGUGGUAGCAGUGGAAGUGCUGUCGCGGCUUUGGUUAAAGCCAACGAGGAACGCAAGUUCGCUCCAGACGAUGUCGUUGUUGUUGUUCUCCCGGAUAGCAUCCGUAGUUACCUCUCGAAGUUUGCCGACGAUGAUUGGCUGGCAGCCAACGAUCUUCUGCCUGCGCUUCCCACCCCUGCUGCUCAAGCACAACAGGCUCCUGCUUCAACCGACCCUUUGGCUGGAGCGAAAGUCAGCGCUCUUCGCUUGAAGCCGAUAACCACUGUUACUGCAAGCUUUGCCUGUGAAGCCGCCAUCGAAAUCAUGCGUGACAAGGGCUUUGAUCAGCUGCCUGUCCUUGCAUCGUCUGGGCGGAGACUUGUCGGUCUUGUUACCCUGGGUCACGUCCUCAGUCGACUGACUCACGGCCGUGCCACUGGAAAAACUCCGGUUUCCGAGGUCAUGUUCGACUUCUCCAAGAUUCCGGAGGUAGUGACUGACCCUCGCGACCUGGGCGCAAGCCGCAUUGCGGGCAAUAGCCAAACCAAGCGCCGCCAGUUUAUGGAAAUCACCAUGGAUACCCCUCUCAGCGUUUUGAACCGCUUCUUCGAGUGGAACAGCGCUGCUGUUGUGACAGAGAAGGAUGAGACUGGUGCCAUGAAGCCGUUGGCCGUUGUGACCAAGGUGGACCUGCUCACCUGGAUGCUUCAUAAUGGCAAGGCGAAUGGUGCUUGA
This is a messenger RNA of Penicillium macrosclerotiorum, 1857 nucleotides long. Its product is annotated as cystathionine beta-synthase CYS4. Gene Ontology annotation, cellular component: cytoplasm. Bases 1 to 1857 code for a protein of 618 amino acids. The record is from RefSeq and is a predicted model, not a curated record. The transcript has 5 exons. Lineage: Eukaryota; Fungi; Ascomycota; Eurotiomycetes; Eurotiales; Aspergillaceae. Gene Ontology annotation, molecular function: cystathionine beta-synthase activity; cysteine synthase activity.